AUGUCCGCAAUGAAUCAAAGCGCAACUGAAUCAUCCAUUCUUGAUGGUAGUAGCUUGAUCCUUGAUGAUUCCUUAUCAUUCUCAAACAAAUUUGAUUUCGAGGAGACGAUUAGACAGAUACAAGAACAGAGUAAGAAAGUGAGCAGUCAUUUGAAUCAAUAUUCAAAAUAUUUAAUUCCAAGCCCGAAGGGUUAUGAGUCGGAAAAGAGGAACACUGAAAACGCAUAUUCCUCAACUUUGAAUACCCUCUAUAAUGUAGGAGUAACAAACAACAAUCAAGCAUCAUCAAAGAAUAAUUAUAUUAUAAAUUCUGUAUCAUCGGAAUCAAAGGCGGUUGAAGUCAAGGAACAACCUAAACCAAAACAAUCAUUUAAUGCUUUUUCAACCCCUCAAUCUUCGGUCGAUCCGAAAUAUGCAAAUGAUUCGGAUCCUAUUGAGGCUCUUAUGAGAGACUUUAGAAAUGAAGUAAGAGAAAUAGAUAAUUGUAUUCAAUCCGACACACCAUCAAGCCUUCGAUUUAGCAGCUCAGAUUUUGGAGAAACCCCUAACUCUGAGGAACCAAAAUCUCCCUUUCUGUACCAAACCUCCACUCCCUUGAAUUCUACCGCAAGAGAACCUGAAAAGAGAGCUAACAAGUUAAAUACAGAGGCACUUCCAUUGCAAUCAUCAACCUAUAAUAGAGGAAUAAUGGAAGAGGAAAAAACACGUAACAAAAUUCAUUCCAACACUAAUAUAUUUGAGAAAUCACACGAAAAAGAUCAGACGCCAUCGAUAUCACCCAUUAUUCAUAACUCAAGAAUGUCACAAACCUCCUCUCCAAUUAUUACAUUUACAACAUCUGACAAAUCAAGGAUGAGCGAUACCGAUAUUAGGGACAAGAAUUUAUUUUCGCCCACGCAGGGCAAUAGUUUUUUGAAGGAACAUGAAACAUCAUCAAAGCCGUCCAACAUUCUUAAAACUAAUCCUCUCACGUUUCAUUCUCAACAAACAUCAUCCGAAAUGAUCCUACGUCUUGAAAACAUUCAGCUUAGGGAAGAAAUUUCUAAACUACAAUCGACGGUCGUGUCUCUUCAAACUCGGAUGGAAGGAAUGGAAAAGAAUAUGAAACAACUUUUUGACCUUCUUAUGCACACAACAAUGAACAAUUCGAACAACAAAUAA
Molecule: messenger RNA, 1161 nt
Organism: Naegleria fowleri
Lineage: Eukaryota; Heterolobosea; Eutetramitea; Acrasida; Naegleriidae
Exons: 1
Coding region: 1-1161 (386 amino acids)
Source: RefSeq, a predicted model, not a curated record